Acanthocheilonema viteae is the source of this 1392-nucleotide messenger RNA. The record is from the annotation of a GenBank genome assembly. NCBI's taxonomy places the organism in Eukaryota, Metazoa, Nematoda, Chromadorea, Rhabditida, Onchocercidae.
AUGGCAGAUGAUGAUUUAAAAUUAGACUUAACAGGUAAAAAAAAGAAAUCGAAGAAGCCAAUCGUACUGGAUGAUGAUGCAUCAAAAACAGAUGAAAAUGUAGCUCCAGUCGCAGAUUCGGAAGAAUUGGUGUUGGGACCAAAAAAGAAGAAAAAAACGCCAAAAGUACCUGUUGUUGAUGAGGAGCGUCUUCUGGAAGAGGAAACUGUACCUGUGGCAGGUGUUGGUUUAUCAAAUCUUAUCGAUUCAAAAAAUCCAUGGCCUGAUUACACUUAUGAACAAUUGCUGGAACUAGUUUUUGGUAUAAUGCGUGAGCGAAAUCCGGAAUUGGCAGCUGGUGAAAAGAAAAAAUUCGUCAUGAAACCACCUCAGGUAGCUCGAGCUGGUAGCAAAAAGACAGCAUUUGCUAAUUUUGCUGAAAUUUGUCGAUUACUGAAACGACAACCGAAACAUGUACUGCAAUUCUUGUUAGCGGAAUUGGGUACAACGGGUUCAAUUGACGGCAAUAGCUGUUUGAUUGUUAAAGGACGCUUCCAACAAAAACAUAUUGAAAGUGUUUUGCGAAAAUACAUUAAAGAAUAUGUUACGUGUCAUACGUGUAGGUCUUCUGAGACAGAAUUGACGAAAGAUACACGUUUGUUUUUCUUAGAAUGUAAGACGUGUGGUAGUCGAUGUUCCGUCACUGCUAUCAAGAGUGGUUUUACCGCUAUGCUUCUAACAAAUGAGAUGGAGCAAUUGAAGAUAUCGGACUGGAAUAGUUUGGAAGGUUUAAAAAAACAAAUUUGUUCAAACUGUGGUCGAAAACGAAUGUAUUUUUGUUACAAUUGCAAAGUUUACAUGCCUGAUGUGGAGCAGUUGGUCCCGCGACUAGAGCUGCCAAUUCAUAUUGAUAUUAUCAAACAUCCACAGGAAAAGAAUAGUAAAAGUACCGCAUUGCACUGUGUUCUUCUUGCGCCAUCUUCCACUACACUGUAUGAGUCAUCAAAUGUUCCUGAUUACAACUCUUCGAACUAUGAACAAGAAAAUACGGUGUUGGUAGUUUAUUCCGAAAAUGCUUCUUCUGUAGAUGAUUUUGUGAAGAAACGAGGUCCUAUCGGGCGUUUUGUGUUCCUCGACUCAACAUGGUUUCAGAUUGGGCGAUUGAAGCUAUUACCACAGUUACAGCUUCUUCCUAUUGUGACAUUGCGAUCGUACAAAACGAAAUAUUGGCGACCUCAGCGGGGAUUGACGGAUUAUCAUCUUGCUACAAUUGAAGCAAUCUAUUGUGCACUUAGGGAAGCUUUUGAAGCAUCAUCUACUAUAAGAUAUGAUGGUUGUUUUGAUAAUCUUUUAUUCUGGUUUUUUAUUUUUCGUUCAAAAGUUAAUGAAGGCCUUUUGAAAAGGGAAGAAUGA